Messenger RNA from Exophiala oligosperma, 1431 nucleotides. RefSeq lists its product as uncharacterized. The coding region runs from base 1 to 1431 and encodes 476 amino acids. The transcript has a single exon. NCBI's taxonomy places the organism in Eukaryota, Fungi, Ascomycota, Eurotiomycetes, Chaetothyriales, Herpotrichiellaceae. The record is from RefSeq and is a predicted model, not a curated record. Gene Ontology annotation, molecular function: oxidoreductase activity.
AUGUCCACAGUCGUACAUGCAUCCCCUCCCACUACUGCCGAUGAUAUCAACGUUCAACAUCUGGUAGACAAAGAUGAUCUUCGCAACACGUUUGCCCUGGCCAUGUCGGCAAUGUACAAGGCAGAGGUUCCUCUCUAUGGUGACUUGGUCAGAAUAGUCAAGGACGUCAAUCAAGCUUGCAAGGCAGAAACACCCUUGGAGGAGAGACUUGACCUAGAAAGACACGGAGCCAUCCGUCUGGGGACACCAUACGAACUCCGAACGAUCCGUAGAAUCUUCGCCUUGAUCGGCCUGCAUCCUGUCGACUAUUACGACUUGUCCGUGGCGGGAUUGCCAAUGCACGCAACGGCAUUCCGUCCAGUGGACCCGGAAGCAUUAAGCAAAAACCCAUUCCGCGUCUUCACCACGCUUCUUCGACCCGAAUUGCUGAGGCCAGAACCACGAGAACUGGCAUUGAGCCUUCUCAUUCGCCGUAACAUUUUCAGCGACGAGCUCACAAAGUUGAUUGGAGUCGGAGAAGACCAAGGUGGCUUCUAUCCUCAUCAAGCAGAGAAUUUCAUCCUCGAAGCCAUGAAAACCUUCAAAUGGCACUCGGUAGCAGCGGCGACAUUGGAUGAUUACCAAAAACUGGGAGCUGAGCAUCCCAUUCUGGCAGACAUCACUUGCUUCAACAGUGCACACAUCAACCAUUUGACACCACGCACACUCGACAUCGACAGGGCCGAGACACAGAUGAAGGCAGAAGGACUGGCUAUCAAAUCAAGGAUAGAAGGCCCACCUGCUCGGAAAUCUCCAAUCCUGCUGCGACAGACGAGCUUCCUUGCCCUGCGUGAGCAGACCAGUUUCCACGUCAGGGGAUCAACCAAUCUCGAGCCAGGAUCUCACAAGGCGCGAUUUGGGGAGAUCGAGGAACGUGGAGCUGCCUUGACAACGAAAGGCCGGAAAUUGUACAACAGUCUGUUGACCGAAGCACUCGAAGCAUUGACGUCGGCCGAGACUGAUGCGGAAGACUCAUUCAAUCAAAUUUUUGACAGAUUCCCAGAUCACUGGGAGACCAUGUUGAGACGAGGUCUAGUCUUCUUCGAAUGUCGCUGUACUUCUAAGGCCCGUGAAGGGGCUUUCUCAGGUUCAAGCUCAAGGGUCCCAUUGUCAAAGCUGGUCGAAGGAGGCAUUGUCCGGACGGUGCCAAUAACAUAUGAAGAUUUUCUGCCUUUCUCCGCUGCAGGAAUCUUCCGCUCCAAUCUUUAUAGUUCGUCCGAGGAGAAUAGUUGCGGCUUUGAGCCAUUCGAAGAUCGGCAGGGACUUGAGGCUGCGCUUGGUUGUCAGAUCGCUGACUCACAAUACAUCUAUGCGGAACUGCAGCGACAAAGUUUGGAGAAAUGUGCGAGUACUCUUGGUCUGCAAGAAAUAGUUCUGGAUAAUGAGGUCUGA